Messenger RNA from Megalobrama amblycephala (Wuchang bream), 1249 nucleotides. RefSeq names its product chemokine XC receptor 1-like. Gene Ontology annotation, cellular component: membrane. The transcript has a single exon. The record is from RefSeq and is a predicted model, not a curated record. Bases 1 to 840 code for a protein of 279 amino acids. Lineage: Eukaryota; Metazoa; Chordata; Actinopteri; Cypriniformes; Xenocyprididae. Gene Ontology annotation, biological process: phospholipase C-activating G protein-coupled receptor signaling pathway; positive regulation of Rho protein signal transduction. Gene Ontology annotation, molecular function: G protein-coupled receptor activity.
AUGAAUAACUCUACAGUGAACUUCAUCACACCUGAAACAUCUACAAACUCCACAACUCAUUCCUUUGGGCUACUGAACUUUGUUGAAACUUGUAUACUCGGAAUAAAUGUCCUGUUCGGUGUUCCUACAAACUUCUAUGUUAUAUGGCUCAUCAUCACAGGAAGUGGAGUUGCAUCAGAGUUCUUCAACCUCAAUCUCACCGUUUGUGAGAUUGUUAACUCUCUGAAUUGUUUGAUUGCUAUACUAACAUGUUACUUUUCAAGUCUCUCAUUUUUACCAAUGUUUCUAGAAGGACUAACUCUCACUAGCCGUCCUCUGUUUCAGUGUCUGAUCAGUGUUGAGCGUUACCUGGCAGUGGUUCAUCCUGUAACCUUUCUGAAGUACAAACCUCUCAGAUAUAGAGUGAUCUGCUGCACUGCGGCCUGGAUAAUUAUUCUUGGAUCCUGUUUCUAUUGUUUAUUUAUGUUAAUCUCACAAAACAUUAAUGUACACAUAUGGUUCUUCUCAACACAGUUCCUUCUCUUCCUCUCCAUCCAGUUGUUUUUCCUUGUCACUGUUCUCAGAGCUCUGAAGCAGUCAGGACCAGGAGAGAGAGGGAGAAAGAGAGAGGAGGAAAACCAUAUGAAGAGAAGAGCGUUCCAUCUCAUUCUAAUAACUACUGUGACCAUGACAUUUACAUAUGUCCCUUAUACUAUGACAGGAUUCUGUAUCAUUAUAACUCAACAGAAUCAUGACGCAUAUUGGCUCCCUGGUUUGGUAUGUUAUGUGUUGGCUGGUUUUGUUCAGCCUGUUCUUUAUCUUCAACGGACUGGAAAACUCUCCAGCCUCUGUUCCUUAUAAGAUCUGUAAUUGAGAUAUUUUACUAGUUACUUUAUAUACUUAAUGUCUUUGUCAAUAAUUAAUUAAUGAUUUGUUAAAUUUAAUGUUAAAUUCAGUUAUUUAUUUAUUUUUGGUCAUUAAAUGCCAUCAAUACAUUCUUUAUGGAACGAACAUUUGUACAACAGAUAACAGGUUACAAUAAAACAUUUACAUUUAAAGGUUUUCAAAUUUGCAAUACAUUCCAGCAUGUAAUCCACAUUUGCAAUUCCAAAUAACAGAAACGUUGCAAUUUUAAAUGGCUUGAGAAUAUUACAUUAUUGUGUUGAUUCAAACAAUACCAUGGCUUACAUUCACAGCCUUUUUUGUUGAAGGCAAGAAUGUAAUCAAAAGUUCAUCACCUGAAGAGUGAAUGUCCAGUCUCUCUGUGCUG